This is a messenger RNA of Dermacentor albipictus, 2834 nucleotides long. RefSeq lists its product as uncharacterized. NCBI's taxonomy places the organism in Eukaryota, Metazoa, Arthropoda, Arachnida, Ixodida, Ixodidae. Gene Ontology annotation, molecular function: 7-dehydrocholesterol reductase activity. The record is from RefSeq and is a predicted model, not a curated record. Gene Ontology annotation, biological process: cholesterol biosynthetic process; brassinosteroid biosynthetic process. Gene Ontology annotation, cellular component: endoplasmic reticulum membrane.
UGGGUGUGUGCCACGGCCACUAAGGACAACAACAACAACAACAACCUGUCUGACUGCAACUUCUGGCAUAGGGACUUCACAAAUGAGUUUUUCAAGUUAUUUCCCGCCUCAGUACUGCUUCCUUAAGGAUGUCGUUGAGCUCGUUUUCGGGCGAACAUUAGCGUCACGCUGCGAACUCUAACAGAAGAAUUGUCAGGCAGGAACAAGGAAUCUCCCGAGGGAAAUGCUGCGGAGCAUGACUGCGCUGAUGCCGACCAUCCAGAGGCCGCUAAAAGUGCAGAUGUGGAAGAGCCCGAGAAGUUGCCGUCAAGUAUCUUCUGGUACAUUGCCAUGCCACUCGCCUUCAUGCUCACUGUGCCCAACGUGGUCAUUUGCAGCGUCUCCUUCGUGGUUACGCACUGUGCCACUAUAUCUCUAGCCUUGGAGUCUGGUUUCCUCAGUUUCUUAUGGGAAUCGUGGACGGCCUACGGACUGGGACCCCGAGACUGUUGGCAGUUCCUGAUGGUGUUCGCGCUGCACAGUUCGCUGUCCAUCGAAGCGCUACGGGGAAAGAAGUACUGGGGCCCGCCUACGUCUUCGGGACACAAACCCGUUUACUGGAACAAUGGUUUCACCUACUACGCGCUGACAAUGGCAAUAGCCGUUUUUUUCCUCCUGAAAGAGGACCUUCCUUGCUACACGCUUUACCAAGCGCUGCCCGGUUUCACCGUUGCUCUGGUGAUGGGAGGAACAUUCGUGUCGGCACUGCUCUUCUUAAUGGGCACGAUGGACCCUUCGCCCGGAGAGUUCGGCACCACGGGAAACAUCGUGUUCGACUUCUAUUGGGGCAUCGAGCUCUAUCCUCGAAUAGGCGACCGGUUCGACAUGAAGAUGUGGACCAACAGUCGGUUCGGCAUGAUGCUCUGGCAGCUCCUCGUUCUCGCCUGCUGGAAGGCGCAGGUGGACACGAGCGGCUGGAACUGGGCCGUGGCAGUGUCGGCCCUGCUGCAGACUGCGUACAUCUCCAAGUUCUUUUGGUGGGAAGACCUCUACAUGCAGACCAUGGACAUAACCGUGGACAGAGGAGGUUUUUACAUGUGUUGGAGCCACAUCACUUUUGUGCCUUCAAUGUACUCACUGGCCAGCAUCUACAUGGUGGAGAAUCCACCGGACAUGAGUCCAGUUGCGGCGGGAUUGAUUCUGGUCACUGGGAUCAUCAUGACCUUGUCGACUUGCUGGUGUCAACGCCAAAAGCAGUUGGUCAAGGAAAAGGAGGGCGAUUGCAACAUAUGGGGCUCGCCAGCAAAAGUGAUCAAGGCAGCGUACAAAGACGCUUCUGGUAACGACGACACAAAGUACCUUGUGGCGUCCGGGUUCUGGUCUGUAUGUCGCCACCCGAACUACGUCUUCGAAAUUCUCACGGCCCUGUGCUGGGUUCUUCCAUCGGGGAACAAAAGCGUGGUGCCGUACUUUUACGUGAUCUUCCUCGUGGGCUGGUUCGUUUACCGAACGCACCGCUUCGAGAGGCUGUGCGCAAAGAAGUACGGAAAGUACUGGACAGAGUACUGCUCAUUAGUCAAGUAUAGAAUUAUACCUCGCGUAUUCUAAGCCGCAGAGAUUCACGCAGAAGAGGACGUUACAGUGAAUAUGUCAAGCUCGGAAAGCGACAUGCGAAUAGUGCAGUUGAAUUCUUCACACCUCAGUGACUAAGUGUGGUGUUGAUGCGCGCCUCCUGAUGAAGCGAGACCCUCGGUGUUACCUUUUCUUCCUUUUUUCUCUGUUCCUUUUUCUAUCCUUGCUUCCUUCUUUCUUUCUUUAAUUAUUUUUUCUUUCCCUCUUUUCACCCAUAAAUCCCAGUUUCCGUUUGCAGGAUAACAAGAUGGACGCGAGACUGAUUGACCUCCCUGCCUUUCUACUCUCUUCUAUCGCACUCUCUCUCGCUCUAUAACAGGCGCAAUGUUGUUAUCGUACUAAAACUCUUAGAAAGGAGCCAAACAUUGUAACGUUAACAGGACAUCUAUGCUGUGUAAGCAAACUAGGCUCACAAUAAGUGCCUGUCGAUUGUAGUUUCCAGCGCAGAACCGCACAGGAACGAAGAAAAAACAAAUAGCACGUACACAGGUAACGCGUUUCUUUUUUAUUCCCGUAUAAUUCUGCACUGACAGCUACCAUAUAUUCGCAAAUUCCAACUUGCCCACAUCGCUAGAUUACUGUGCCUUGUAAAAAGAAUCAAUUAGCAUUAAAGCUGAAACGAAAUAAUUAACGAAUGCCUGGUUUGUGUUGUCACGACACACGGUGUGUUUGUGGUGCUGUGCUGCCGCAUACAACAUUGCGGGUGAUUCGAAACGGCCGCUCUGCUGUGGGGGCGCUGAUAAAAAAUUAUGGGCUUUAUUAAAUAUGCCUGAGUGUUGCCUAUGCCACUAGUUCUUGCAGGCACUGCAAUGACAUCGCUAUCCUAGACCAUAUGCUCUGGCAUUGCCCCUCGUUACGAGGCACAGAACAAAUCAAUGAGGACAAGUGGCUCUCCGCUAUCAAGAGCCCCGAUGCCGAGGCGCAACUACGGGCUGUCCAGAGGGCCCACGAUGCGGCGGUCGGGCAUGGCCUGACUGUCCCAACGUGGGAGCGGCCCGCAGCACGCUGAGUCGCGUACCUCAGGACAAUCAUUAAAGUUUUGUGUCCAUCCAUCCAUCCAUGAGUGUUGCCGCGCAACGGGAGUCCUGCACCACGGCGUACCACAUAGCAACGAUGACUGUUUCGGACUUAGAACUCGGACUAUAAUUUAUUACCCUUAUGUGUUCCAGUUACCUGUCCCUCACUGCAGUUUUUCUUCCAAUAAAAUAUUACUUGUUGCGCUA